Molecule: messenger RNA, 2189 nt
Organism: Callorhinchus milii (elephant shark)
Lineage: Eukaryota; Metazoa; Chordata; Chondrichthyes; Chimaeriformes; Callorhinchidae
Product: homeobox protein DLX-6
Exons: 3
Coding region: 160-903 (247 amino acids)
Biological process (GO): negative regulation of transcription by RNA polymerase II; cell differentiation; embryo development
Molecular function (GO): DNA-binding transcription factor activity, RNA polymerase II-specific; RNA polymerase II cis-regulatory region sequence-specific DNA binding
Source: RefSeq, a predicted model, not a curated record
AGGAAAGAAAGGAAAGAGAGAGAGAGAAAGAGAGAGAGAGAGUGGCUGCUUUUGGAACCUGGUUGGCGAUUGACUCCGUGUCAGUUUCAUGUGGUGUGUCAAUUUCAUGUCAGUUUUCUCCACGCUGACUGCCAGUCAGCGCCUUGGACUUUGCCGUUGAUGAUGACUAUGACUGCUAUGGCCGACGGUCUACUCGGACCAGACUCAUCCAAGUCGGCCUUUUUGGAGUUUGGACACCCGGUUCAACAGCAGCCCUCACCUGUCAUGUCCCAUGGACAUUACCACGGCUUACACGCCAGCGGACUUAAUCAACACGAUGCCUCCUUCCCAGGUGCCUCCUCAUAUGGCAGAUCCCUGGGUUAUCCAUACCCAACCGCAGUCAGCAAUCACGCACCCAACCCGUAUAUCUCCUACCAGAACAACAGCAGCAGCACUUUGAGUCACACAAGGUUAGAGGACACGGAACACGAGAAAACAAUCAUCGAAAACGGGGAGAUCCGAUUGAACGGCAAAGGGAAAAAGAUUCGGAAGCCCAGGACCAUAUACUCCAGUCUGCAAUUGCAAGCUCUCAAUCAUCGCUUCCAACAGACCCAGUAUCUGGCAUUGCCUGAGAGAGCAGAACUGGCAGCUUCGCUCGGACUCACCCAGACACAGGUAAAGAUCUGGUUUCAGAACAAACGUUCCAAAUUCAAGAAACUGAUGAAACACAGCGGCGUGCAAGAAGGGGAUCACUUGCCCACCACAGCCGCUUUGUCACCCUGUUCCCCCAAUAUCCCCCCUGUCUGGGACGUUUCCAUGGCAAAUAAGGGGGCUACUCUGCCACAGAACAGCUAUAUUAACAGUUUUGGAUCGUGGUACCCACCUCCUCACCAGGACACCAUGCCCAGAUCCCAGAUGAUGUGAUGAACUCAAUCCAGCAAUCUCUACCUUUAACCACCACUUUGCAGAUUGUCCUCCCUGAACGAGAACACACACACACACACAAAAAGAAACACACAAAGCAAAAAAUCGCGUGACGUGGGGUUUAAUUUUGUGGACAAGAAAGAAAAAGAAAAAAAGACUCAAAUUAGCUGCUGACUAUCUUCUUUUGAUCAACUCAUUAUUACCCCGAUGAAGGUUUGCUCUAGAAAAUGCAAUGGAAAUCUAGGUUCAAACGCCUUCAACUGGUGCAAUGCGGGCUUAAUAUGAAUUUCGAAUUGAAUUGGAGAAGUCUGAGACAUCUAAAAUCUACGUUGUGAAUUGCAACCAAAAAAAACACAAACAAAAGGAUAGUUUUUUUUCAUAUAGUUCUGUUAAUGAUCGUUUUUUUAAAAAAAAUACUGUAACGCAUUUUGGCUCCCCAAGACUCGCAAUCUUCCUGGAUGGGUUGGUUAUGGACACGGGCUGUAUUUUCAAAGUGCUUUAGUGAUGGACUGUCACAAUUUGAGUUUGAAGGCUUUUGCCGUAUCGACUGGGAUCAAUGUCACUCUCGCUUGAAUGGUCGAUAAGUAGUUACCGAUUGAGGCAAACGUUAGAGAGAACCUUAUUUUUAAUUAAAACGGUGUUCCGGUAACCGGAAUAUCAAACGAUUUGUAUUGCUCCCUUCAAAGUCAUUAUCAAGGUGUCUAUGUUAUCAGCGUGGGAACACGCACCGCCCAAUCUUGGGAUUAGUAUUUUCGAGAGGAAAGGAUUCGUUUUAGUGGGGGGGAAAAACGAUCUGAGUUAUUUAUGGCCAUUUAUUCCCCCUCUCCCCCCAAAAAAGUUUGACGCAAAGCAUAAACUCGUGAGCUGAGUUCAUUUUUUUUCUAUGCAUCAUUUUGUCCAAAUUUCUAACGUUGCAACCAAGCGACUUGAUAAAUAUUCAUGCCAAGAAACCUUCAAAGAGAGAAGGGAAAUUCUACCGGCCCUAGUUAGUUUUUUUUCACACGGGGAAACAUUAAGAGAUUUGUCAGCGAAAGGGGGUAGAGACAAUUGUGGAGAAUUGUAUGUGUAUUUUGGAUACCGCUAACUGGACUCUUGGAUUACAGUCUUAUGUGGAGGAAAGGCAUCGAAUCGAGCUCAUCCAAGCAAUAUGAAGGCAGAAAAAACGUGAUAAAUCCUGGAGCAUAGAAACCACAGCACGUGUGUGUACAUAUAUUGUUAAAUUAGUUGUAAAUAGUGCAUAUGUAUUAUGUCUCAUUAUUCUAAGUAAUUAAACAGUGAUAACCGUU